AUGAACGCGACCGACGGGUCGCCGACGACGCCCAACUGCACGUCGUCCGACGAUGCCCACGGCGGCGGCCGCAGCACGAUCGGCGCAUGCGCACCGAGCGUCGUGUUUGGCGACGCAGAACAGAUUGUCGCUGAGGCUUACCUGACGGUCGUGCUUGCAGCGAGCGUGCUCUGUAAUAUCGCCGUCGUCUGGGCGAUCAACACCACGCUCAAGAAACGCCCCCUCUUCCGUCCGAAUCUCUUCAUCAUCGGACACGUCGCCGUCACCGAUCUGGCGACGGCCGUCAUCUGUCUGCCGCUCGUGCAGGCGGCAACGGCCGUCGGUCGCUGGCCGUUCAGUGCGUCGGCGUGUGCGGCGUCGGCAGCGCUCAACACGCUCCUGAUAACGGCAUCCGUGUUAUGCAUCCUCGCUGUCAGCGUCGAGCGCUAUUUCUCGAUCGUGCGUCCGCACCAGUACAAACUGCUCGUGACGAAACGACGUUGCGUCAUCGCCGUCGUUGGCAUUUGGUCGGUGUCGGCGGCGCUCGCGAUCGUGCAGGUCGUCGUGCUCGACAACUGGGCGUUCUAUCCGGGCCGCGCGAUGUGCUUCAUGGACUGGCAGACGUGA
This is a messenger RNA of Priapulus caudatus, 606 nucleotides long. RefSeq names its product beta-3 adrenergic receptor-like. The coding region runs from base 1 to 606 and encodes 201 amino acids. Gene Ontology annotation, molecular function: G protein-coupled receptor activity. NCBI's taxonomy places the organism in Eukaryota, Metazoa, Priapulida, Priapulimorpha, Priapulimorphida, Priapulidae. Gene Ontology annotation, biological process: G protein-coupled receptor signaling pathway. Gene Ontology annotation, cellular component: membrane. The record is from RefSeq and is a predicted model, not a curated record. The transcript has a single exon.